This is a messenger RNA of Penaeus vannamei (Pacific white shrimp), 681 nucleotides long. NCBI's taxonomy places the organism in Eukaryota, Metazoa, Arthropoda, Malacostraca, Decapoda, Penaeidae. The record is from RefSeq and is a predicted model, not a curated record.
AGAUGACUAGUUCAGUAGGUCGACAACCAUCGUAGAGAGAGUAUAUCAACCGAGUCCCACCACCAUGAAGGCGCUACGACUGGUCCCGGCGCUGCUGUUGCUGUGGGCGGGCGGGGCGAAGGCAGCCUCGUGUCCCAACCUCCAGCUGAUGAAGAAUUUCUCCGUCGAUAAGUUCCUGGGCGUGUGGUACAUGGUCCAGGCGGAGGACAACAUCUUCCAGACGCUGAAGAGCUGCCUGGCGAGCACCUUCACGCUCCUCGCCGAAAACAAGAUCGAGGUGAAUUCGAAGGGCUUGGACUCCUCGGGCGCGCCGGCCACCACGCAGUCCACCAUGGAAGUCGACCCCGAGAACCCGGCUCAUAUGGUGACGGAUUUCGUUCCCCGGAGUAUUCCCCCAGUUAAACCUCCCUUCGAUAUCCUGGACACAGACUACGCCAACUACGCGUGUGUCCAUUCCUGCAUCUCCGUGGUUGGCUUCAAAACCGAAUUCAUCUUCGUAUACGCGAGGAAUCGAACGCUGGAGACGAAGCUGGUGGAACACUGUCGCAAGCUUUUCGAGAGUAAUGGGCUCAGUACCACAAACCUGGUGGAUGUGCCUCAGAGCAACUGUGAACGUUCUGAACUCUGACUAAAUGUAGUGGCCUGUUCUGGACUAUGAGGAUAAAAUAAAAUGAAAAAAAA